AUGUUGUCAAAAGUAUUAUUCAGGAAGAACCUUGGCCACAGAUAUUUCUCAUACAGCGCUCUUAUCAGGAAGUAUCCUGAAAGAGCAGCUGUUGUCGAUAGUUUAGAUAGGAGAAAUGAGGAGAAACCAACAUUCCAUGCUAAAAUGAGACAUAGGAUUGGAUAUUUCUUUAGAUCGAAGAGAAGGAGAUUCUUGUACUUCAUCUUUGGAGCCUUACUCUUCCAAUUGUUCGAUAAUAUCCUGAAACUCACUGGGUCAAGAGCUGAGAGGAAUUUUAAGAUACUAAAAAGAAUGGCUCUUAAUAAGGUUUAUCCAGAAAUUCUGAAUUGUCCUUCAAGCCUUCGAACACACCAUGAAACAGAGACUCUAAGUCAGAAAACAGAGAAGGAGCUUGGUCAGAGAUUUGUGGAAAUUGAUCAAAUGUUGGCAGCAGGUUUAAAAAUAGUAAAACCAACAGAAGCUUCUACUUCAUCAUCUUCAGCCGGACUUACUAGAGCAAUGCUUAUUGAAUGAAUCAAAAACAUUGGCAAGCAUGAUGAUAAAAUUGAGCAUGAAUUUUUGAACAAAAGCUCUUACACAAACCUUGAUGAUAAGUUGAACACUAGCUGCACACUACAAGAAUUUUAUGAACUAAUCGCUCUGUGAGUUACCGAAGACCCACAGACUGGAGUUACUGAUGAACUCCUAGUAUCUGAACUACUCCUUCGUGAGCUAGAUAAAAUUGCUUUUAUGAGUACCCAGGCAUAA
Messenger RNA from Moneuplotes crassus, 747 nucleotides. The record is from the annotation of a GenBank genome assembly. Lineage: Eukaryota; Ciliophora; Spirotrichea; Euplotida; Euplotidae.